Molecule: messenger RNA, 2301 nt
Organism: Drosophila ficusphila
Lineage: Eukaryota; Metazoa; Arthropoda; Insecta; Diptera; Drosophilidae
Gene: w
Product: protein white
Biological process (GO): transmembrane transport
Cellular component (GO): plasma membrane
Molecular function (GO): ATP hydrolysis activity; ABC-type transporter activity; ATP binding
Source: RefSeq, a predicted model, not a curated record
UUUCGUGACGAGGCUUCGAGCGCAUUACUCCAUCAAUUAGCACACGGGAUAUUUUUUUACGUGCCUGUUUUGGGUGGUGGUGAAAAGCAGGAAAACCAGGAAAACCCGGCAAUGGGCCAAGAGGAUCAGGAGCUGUUGAUUCGCGGGGGCAGCAAGCAUCCGUCCGCCGAGCAUCUGAGCAAUGGGGACGGCGGGGCGGCUGCGCAGAGCUGCGUGGGCCAGGGCUACGGGUCGACCAAGAACUACGGCACCCUGCGCCCACCCAGUCCGCCGGACAACGGCGGCUCGGCGAGCGGCCAGCUGGCGGAGAACCUCACCUACGCGUGGCACAACCUGGACAUCUUCGGGGCGGUCAACCAGCCGGGCUCCGGAUGGCGGCAGCUGGUCAACCGGACCCGCGGGCUCUUCUGCAACGAGCGACACAUCCCCGCGCCCAGGAAACACCUCCUGAAGAACGUUUGCGGAGUGGCUUACCCGGGGGAGCUCCUGGCCGUGAUGGGCAGCUCCGGGGCCGGAAAGACGACCCUGCUGAACGCGCUGGCCUUCCGCUCGCCGCAGGGCAUCCAGGUGUCGCCGUCGGGGAUGCGGCUCCUCAACGGGCAGCCGGUGGACGCCAAGGAGAUGCAGGCGAGGUGCGCGUACGUCCAGCAGGACGACCUCUUCAUCGGCUCGCUGACGGCCCGGGAGCACCUGAUAUUCCAGGCGAUGGUGCGGAUGCCGCGACACCUCACCUACCGGCAGCGGGUGGCCCGCGUGGACCAGGUCAUCCAGGAGCUGUCGCUCAGCAAGUGCCAGCACACGAUAAUCGGGGUGCCCGGCCGGGUGAAGGGUCUCUCCGGCGGGGAGCGGAAGCGCCUGGCCUUCGCCUCGGAGGCGUUGAGACCCCCGCUCCUGAUCUGCGACGAGCCCACCUCCGGACUGGACUCCUUCACCGCCCACAGCGUCGUCCAGGUGCUGAAGAAGCUCUCGCAGAAGGGCAAGACCGUCAUCCUGACCAUCCACCAGCCGUCCUCGGAGCUGUUCGAGCUCUUCGACAAGAUCCUGCUGAUGGCCGAGGGCCGGGUGGCAUUCCUGGGCACUCCCAGCGAGGCCGUUGACUUCUUCUCCUACGUGGGGGCCCAGUGUCCGACGAACUACAACCCGGCGGACUUCUACGUGCAGGUCCUGGCUGUGGUGCCCGGGAGGGAGAUCGAGUCCCGGGACCGCAUAGCCAAGAUCUGCGACAACUUCGCGAUCAGCAAGGUGGCCAGGGACAUGGAGCAGCUGCUGGCCACCAAGAACACGGAGAAGCCGCUGGAGCAGCCGGAGAACGGGUACACCUACAAGGCCACCUGGUUCAUGCAGUUCCGGGCGGUCCUCUGGCGGUCCUGGCUAUCGGUGCUCAAGGAGCCGCUCCUCGUGAAGGUGCGGCUCAUCCAGACAACGAUGGUGGCCAUCUUAAUUGGCCUCAUCUUCUUGGGCCAACAACUUACGCAAGUGGGCGUGAUGAAUAUCAACGGAGCGAUCUUUCUCUUUCUGACAAACAUGACCUUCCAGAACGUCUUUGCCACGAUUAAUGUGUUCACCUCGGAGCUGCCAGUCUUUAUGAGGGAAGCCCGGAGUCGACUCUACCGGUGCGACACCUACUUCCUGGGCAAGACGAUUGCCGAACUGCCGCUCUUCCUCACCGUUCCGCUGGUCUUCACGGCGAUAGCCUAUCCGAUGAUCGGCCUCCGGGCCGGAGUGCUGCACUUCUUCAACUGCCUGGCGCUGGUGACGCUGGUGGCCAACGUGUCCACCUCCUUCGGCUACCUGAUCUCCUGCGCCAGCUCCUCGACCUCAAUGGCCCUGUCCGUGGGUCCGCCGGUCAUCAUACCCUUCCUGCUGUUCGGGGGCUUCUUCUUGAACUCGGGCUCCGUGCCGGUGUACCUCAAGUGGCUGUCCUACCUCUCGUGGUUCCGGUACGCCAACGAGGGACUGCUCAUCAACCAGUGGGCGGACGUGGAGCCGGGCGAGAUCAGCUGCACCUCGUCGAACACCACGUGCCCCAGUUCGGGCAAGGUUAUCCUGGAGACCCUCAACUUCUCCGCAGCCGAUUUGCCUCUGGACUAUGUCGGCCUGACUAUUCUCAUCGUGGGAUUCCGGGUGUUUGCUUACCUGGCUCUACGACUUCGGGCGCGGCGCAAGGAGUAGUGUGUCAAUUCCCUAGUUAAUGUUUUUUUUUUUUACCAGAAUUACUAUAGCGUUUUUUGUUGCCCCUCCGCAAAAGCCAUUGUAAUACUAUUUCUAUCAGCAAUAAAAAGGUAUGACUUAUGAAAAAUC